AUGGUUGCUGUAGUUCAGAAUGUGGGGGUGGAGAUUAUACUUACUUUUUUUUCCCCUCUCUUUCUUUUUUCUAACCUGUACGUGCAGAUACUAGAGCUGGAAAAAAAGAUGGCGAGGCAAAACCGGGCGGCAGUGAAGGCGAAGCAAGCAAACAGUAGCAAACAGCUGCAAAAGCAGAUUGAGACACUGGAGCUGCAUCUAAACAACGUCACCGUCCAUUUCCAUACCAUCCUGUCCAGAAACAAAGAGCUCCGAGAAGAGAUUGAAAAGCUGCAAAUCCAGAAAGCUCUUUUGGGCAAGCUCUCCUUGAAGCUCCAUAAGAAGCUGGCUCAGCAGAGGAGAAGGAUGAACACUGCCGCUGAGCAGUGCACACAAGGCUACAAGCAGCGGAUGGGGGCUCUGGCAAGGAUUGCAGCCUUGAACAAAAGACACAUAGAAGACACAGUCCAGCGCAAUGUUGAGCUGCAGGAGCGGAAGCGUGCCCUAGAAAAGGAGAACAAACUAAAAAACUUCAUGCUGACCAAGUGCAGAGAUCGCUCGGAAUUGGAGGAAGUGGCCAAAAAGAGAAAAGCCCUGAAGGCAGCCCAGUGGGCCAAGCAGAGCCAAAUGGAGAGCUUCGAGAGCCAGGAGGUGGCUUACAGGCGCCUGCUGGAGCUGGCAGAGGACGGGAACUUUGACCGCCUGGUGGAUAACUUCAUCGAAAAGGAGGGGAAGAACUUUGCCUCCUUCAUCUACAUCACUGAGCUGAAGAACGAGAUGGAGAAGAUGAAGCAGAGGAUCAAGGAUGUCCAGAACGAAAUUACAACCCUUAUGAUGGACCGGGAGGACGCAGAGACGGGCAACUUCCAUGUCCUGCAGGAGCUGGAGGAAAAACUAGUGGAAACCACGAGGGAAGCCAACUGGUGCGAAGAGAGAUGCAAAGAGAGCAGCAGAGUCCUGGGCCAGAUCAAAUGUGGCGUGGAGGCCCUUUUGGAAGUAAUCGGUGGCGAUGCUACGAAGACAACGGAGCAGCUUGGAGAAAAUGGGCAGAUCACGGAUGGGAAUCUGACGCGGAUUUUAGGUCUCGUGGAGAAGGAGACCAACGAGCUCCUGCUGAUGGAGAGCGUCCUGCGCUACACGCGGGCUGAGGGCUCGCAGCCGGCCCAGCCCUUCGCCAGCCCGCUCCUGGGCACCACCAGCCUCCCGUGGGUGAUGGAUCGGGCCCGGCUCUGCCCGCCGCCCCCCGCCCUGGACAGCACCCCCGCCGACAUCGCCGCCUGGGAGGUGCCGCUGGGCCACGGGCAGCUGCACCAGCUGGUCCUCCAGAGCUGCGAGAAGGAGCUGGGCCACGCUGCCGCUGCCGCCAAGAAGGGGAGCAAGAGCCUCAAGGAGUGAGAGCCCGGCACGGAGGAAUGAAAUAAACAGUUCCGCUCCUCA
Molecule: messenger RNA, 1416 nt
Organism: Falco peregrinus (peregrine falcon)
Lineage: Eukaryota; Metazoa; Chordata; Aves; Falconiformes; Falconidae
Product: coiled-coil domain-containing protein 63-like
Exons: 9
Coding region: 1-1374 (457 amino acids)
Biological process (GO): cilium movement; outer dynein arm assembly
Cellular component (GO): axoneme
Source: RefSeq, a predicted model, not a curated record